AUGACAGCCACCUUCAACUGGACGGCUUUCGCAGUCGCCAUAGCCGCCGUCUUCCUAUUCUGGACCCUCAGCUCAACAUCCUCAUCCCCCUUCACGCGCUCCUUCCCCCGCCUCGCCAACAAGCGCAUCUGCCUCCUGAUCGCCCACCCAGACGACGAAGCCAUGUUUUUCGCCCCGACAGUGCUAGCACUCACAAACCCCGAACUAGGCAAUCACCUCAAGAUCCUCUGCCUGAGUACCGGGGAUGCAGAUGGAUUGGGCGAAGUGCGCAAGAAGGAAUUGCAAAAAUCCGCCCUGCGACUCGGCCUGCGGAGCGAAUCGGAUGUCUUCAUCGUCGACGAUCUAUCCCGCUUCCCUGAUGGAAUGGACAAGAACUGGAGCGAGGAAGAUGUCGCGGGCAUUUUGGCUUCGGCUUUCGCGCCGCCAAAGGGCAAGAAUGAGGCUCCGGCUGCGACCAUCGAUGUGAUUCUUACUUUCGACAAGCAUGGGAUUAGUAACCAUCCCAAUCACCGGUCGUUGUAUUUCGGUGCCUUGCACUUCGUGCGUACACUGAUGAAAGGGAAAGUGGGGUUCAGGUGCCCUGUUACAAUGUAUUCCCUGACAACGACAUCCAUUUUCCGAAAAUAUGCUGGUGUUCUUGAUGCGCCAUUGUCUAUGUUCUUGGGCGUGUGCAGCAAUGCUGCUUCUUCGCUGAGGGGGUCUAAAUCCAAGGAUUUUGCUGCUUCUGGGGAGGGACCGGCGCGGUUGUUGUUUGUGAGUUCGAUCAAUGAGUGGAUCACGGCACAGUCGGCCAUGGUGAGUUGCCAUCAGAGUCAGAUGGUUUGGUUCCGAUGGGGCUGGAUCACUAUUGGCAGGUAUAUGACUGUCAAUGACCUCAAACGGGAGAGAAUUUGA
Messenger RNA from Penicillium olsonii, 894 nucleotides. NCBI's taxonomy places the organism in Eukaryota, Fungi, Ascomycota, Eurotiomycetes, Eurotiales, Aspergillaceae. The record is from the annotation of a GenBank genome assembly.